Molecule: messenger RNA, 3403 nt
Organism: Coregonus sp. 'balchen'
Lineage: Eukaryota; Metazoa; Chordata; Actinopteri; Salmoniformes; Salmonidae
Source: the annotation of a GenBank genome assembly
AUGACUGUAACGUUACUCUACAGAGACAAGCCUUCUCAGAUGGUGGUGAACCUGAUGAAUGCUAAGGAGAACAUCGACGUUCCUCUAGAUUGUCCUGCUGCCAAGAAACCUCAGCAGAUCCUGGCCACACCCCCACGCCAGAAGAAGCCUAAGGUACCUGACCUGCCACCAUGGAGAUAUACAGUAUAUAAUAAAGCAUCUUCACUCUGGAUUGAGUUGGUUGACCUGACACCAAAAACGGUUACUUUUGAAAUUAUUGCAAAUGUAUUAAAUAUAAAAAACUGAAAUAUCAUAUAUUUAUACAUUUGUCAUUUAGCAGACGCUAAAUGUAUAUAUAUAUAUAAGUAUUCAGACCCUUUACUCAUUACUUUGUUGAAGCACUUUUGGCAGCGAUUACAGCCUCCGAGUCUUCUUGGGUAUGACGCUACAAGCUUGGCACACCUGUAUUUGGGGAGUUUCUCCCAUUCUUUUCUGCAGAUUCUCUCAAGCUCUGUCAGGUUGGAUGGGGAGCGUCGCUGCACAGCUAUUUUCAGGUCUCUCCAGAGAUGUUAGAUCGGGUUCAAGUCCGGGCUCUGGCUGGGCCACUCAAGGACAUUCAGAGACUUGUCCCGAAGCCACUCCUGCGUUGUCUUGGCUGUGUGCUUAGGGUAGUUGUCCUGUUGGAAGGUGAACCUUUGCCCCAGUCUGAGGUCCUGAGCAGGUUUCCCUUGAUCGUGACUAGUCUCCCAGUCCCUGCCGCUGAAAAACAUCCCCACAGCAUGAUGCUGCCACCACCAUGCUUCACCGUAGGGAUGGUCCCAGGUUUCCUCCAGACGUGACGCUUGGCAUUCAGGCCAAAGCGUUCAAUCUUAGUUUCAUCAGAUCAGAGAAUCUUGUUUCUCAUGGUCUGAGAGUCCUUUAGGUGCCUUUUUGCAAACUCCAAGCGGGCUGUCAUGUGCCUUUUACUGAGGAGUGGCUUCUGUCUGGCCACUCUACCAUAAAGGCCUGAUUGGUGGAGUGCUGCAGAGAUGGUUGUCCUUCUGGAAGGUUCUCCCAUCUCCACAGAGGAAUUCUGGAGCUCUGUCAGAGUGACCAACGGGUUCUUGGUCACCUCCCUGACCAAGGCCCUUCUCCCCCGAUUGCUCAGUUUGGCCGGGCGGCCAGCUCUAGGAAGAGUCUUGGUGGUUCCAAACUUCUUCCAUUUAAGAAUGAUGGAGGCCACUGUGUUCUUGGGGACCUUCAAUGCUGCAGAAAUGUUUUGGUACCCUUCCCCAGAUCUGUGCCUCGACACAAUCCUGUCUCGGAGCUCUACGGACAAUUCUUUCGACCUCAUGGCUUGGUUUUUGCUCAUGUCCAAUCAAUUGAAUUUACCACAGGUGGAUGCCAAUCAAGUUGUAGAAACAUCUCAAGGAUGAUCAAUGGAAACAGGAUGCACCUGAGCUAAAUUUUCGAGUAUCAUAGCAAAGGGUCUGAAUACUUGUGUAAAUAAGGUAUUUUUUUUAUUUCUAAAAACCUGUUUUCGCUUUGUCAUUAUGGGUUAUUUUGUGUAGAUUGAAUUUUAGUUUUUUUAAAUUAAUUUUAGAAUAAGGCUGUAACGUAACAGAAUGUGGAAAAAGGGAAGGGGUCUGAAUAUCUGUUUCUGUCUUCCUCUCCUAUGUUCUCCAUCACAUUUUCAGCGUCUAACUUUCCUAGACACCUGCUCGUCGAACAUCUCAUUCCAAAAUCAUGGGCAUUAGUAUGGAGUUGGUUCCCCCCCUUUGCUGCUAUAACAGCCUCCGCUCUUCUGGGAAGGCUUUCCACUAGAUGUUGGAACAUUGCUGCGGGGACUUGCUUCCAUUCAGCCAAAAGAGCAUUAGUGAGGUUGGGCACUGAUGUUGGGUGAUUAGGCCUGGCUCGCAGUCGCCGUUCCAAUUCAUCCCAAAGGUGUUCGAUGGGGUUGAGGUCAGGGCUCUGUGCAGGCCAGUCAAGUUCUUCCACACCGAUCUCGACAAACCAUUUCUGUAUGGACCUCCCUUUGUGCAUGGGAGCAUUGUCUUGCUGAAACAGGAAAGGGCCUUCCCAAAACUGUUGCCACAAAUUUGGAAGCACAGAAUCGUCUAGAAUGUCAUUGUAUGCUGUAGCGUUAAGAUUUCCCUUCAAUGGAACUAAGGGGCCUAGCCCGAACCAUGAAAAACAGCCCCAGACCAUUAUUCCUCCUCCACCAAACUUUACAGUUGUCACUAUGCAUUGGGGUAAGUAGCGUUCUCCUGGCAUCCGCCAAACCCAGAUUUGUCACUUGGACUGCCAGAUGGUGAAGCGUGAUUCAUCACUCCAGAGAACGCGUUUCCACUGCUCCAGAGUCCAAUGUCAGCGAGCUUUACACCACUCCAGCCGACGCUUGGCAUUGUGCGUGGUGAUCUUAGGCAUGUGUGCGGCUGCUCGGCCAUGGAAACCCAUUUCAUGAAGCUCCUGACGAACAGUUAUUGUGCUGAUGUUGCGUCCAGAGGCAGUGUUGCAACCGAUAACAUACGAUUUUUACUCGCUACAUGCUUCAGCACUCAGCGGCCCCGUUCUGUGAGCUUGUGUGGCCUACCACUUAGCGGCUGAGCUGUUGUUGCUCCAAGAUGUUUACACUUCACAAUAACACUACUUAGAGUUGACCGGGGCAGCUCUAGCAUGGCAGAAAUUUUACGAACUGACUUGUUGGAAAGGUGGCAUCCUAUGACAGUGCCACGUUGAAAGUCACUGAGCUCUUCAGUAAGGCCAUUCUACUGCCAAUGUUUGUCUAUGGAGAUUGCAGUGCUCGAUUGUAUACACCUGUCAGCAACGGGUGUGGCUCAAAUAGCCGAAUCCACUAAUUUGAUUAAUGUAGUGUAUCAGUGGAUGAACAACCCUCUCUAUCUACCCUUUCCCCUGGUCCUUUACAACAACUCACUGUGAAAUUCUCUUUCCUUCCUUCCGCCCUUCCUUCCAUCCUUCCUUCCUUCCUUCCUUCCUUCCUUCCUUCCUUCCUUCCUUCCUUCCUUCCUUCCUUCCUUCCUUCCUUCCUUCCUUCCUUCCUUCCUUCCUUCCUCCCUCCCUCCCUCCCUCCCUCCCUCCCUCCCUCCCUACCUCCCCACCUCCCCCCUCCCCCCCUCCCCACCCCCCUCCCCCCUCCCCCCUCCCUCCCCCCCCUCCCUCCCUCCCUCCCUCCCUCCCCCCCUCCACACCUCCCCCCCUCCCCCCCUCCCCCCUCCCUCCCCGCCUCCCCCCUCCCUUCCUACCUCUACAGGGUAAACAAAGGAAGCCUGCUGGUGGUAGUUGGUCAGGCGGGCAGAGCCGCAGUGCCAGGGAGUCCUGCCAGGGGGAGCUGGCCAAUCAGGAGGUUGGAGGUCUGCACUUCAGUGGCUCCUCCCACAGCCACCAGCGCUACGACACGCUUCCCGAGGCCUUCAGCAGGACGUGA